CACCACGUUUUUAAUCACACUCAAGGCCGUUAGGUAUCAGUGAUUGUUGGAGGCACGUACCUGAUGUUGAUAGGUGCGCAUUGACUUAACGAAGAGAGACGCGGUGCACAAGUAAAUAGAAGCCUGUAUCUGUGCCUCAACUGUUGUCAAGCUACGUAGGCACUUGCCUGACUCAGGUGCUACCUUCUGUACUUGGGAAAUUGGACAGCAGACUCACGUCUCUAGUGCGCGGCCGCGAUGGCCGGAACGGCGCCGUAGCGCGGCGCGCCGCUGCCCUGUUCCCGCCGGCUCCCGAGAGCGAUGGCCCAGCGGGCCGACCGCGCUGCCCCCACCUGCGCCCAGUGCUGCCCGGCGCGUCCGGCCGACCGCGUGAGACGGACUCCUCGCCAGCGCGUCAGCUGAGCGCGGCAGAGAGCGGCGCAGUACCGGCAGACAGGCCGGCGCCAGAGUGUGCGUGAACGGCGGCGCCAUGAACGCCAUGGACGUUAGCGAAUCGGCCGGACCGGCCGCCGCCAUGGAGACGGACGUGGCCGCGGCGGCAGCGGCCGCCGCCGCCGUCGGACGACCGGUCAGCGUGAUCACGGCAGACGUGCAGCGAGCCAGCGCAGUGUCGGGCGGCUGGCCGCCAGUGGCUGCUGGCAUGGAGCAGCGGCCGCGGACCGACCGGCCCAUGAGCUGGCAGCCGGACCCGAGCGACCCAGCCAGUCUGCAGCUGGAGGCGGCCAUCAGUCAGACACACAAACUGGCGAUCAAGCAGGAGCUGGACGAGAUGGUGACCAGUCCCGCAGCGCCCGAUCACCACCACUUCUCCGACACAGACUCGACCAACACCAAGACGGACCCGGAGCGGCCGAGCAGCCCCGGCCCCACGCGCAGCGACUCUGGCUGUGAGGUGAACCACACGGGCCCGUUCACGCCGAGCGCGUCGCCCCUGCUGCCGCGCAGUCUGGCCUACCAGAACUCGCCGGACCUGUCGCGGCCGGGCCGGCUGUACUCGCCGACGGCGUCGCCGCUGCAGGCGCGCCACUUCUCCGGCUACUCGUCGCCGUACUCGCACACGCCCAGCACGGGCCUGUCGCGCAACAACUCGGACGCGUCGCAGUACGGCGGCUCGCAGUACUCGUACUCGUCCGUGUCGUCGCCCAUCUCGCCGGGCCAGUACUCGCCGACGGCGUCGCCCAGCCAGGGCCGCCACCUGUACCGGCAGAGUCCGAUGCUGGGCCGGCACAUGGAGCACCUGCUCGGCCAGCACGGCGGCCCGCUCAACCUCACCCAGUCGGACAGCGAGGGCUGCGAGGACAAGGCGGCGCUGGCCGCCGAGCUGGCGCAGCACUCGGCGCUGACUGCCCAGUCCGGCAUCAGCCGACAACAGCUCAUCAACAGCCCUUGUCCCGUGUGCGGCGACAAGAUCUCCGGCUUCCACUACGGCAUCUUCAGCUGCGAGUCGUGCAAGGGCUUCUUCAAGCGCACCGUCCAGAACAAGAAGAACUACGUGUGCCUGCGCGGCGCCAGCUGCCCCGUCACGAUCGCCACGCGCAAAAAGUGCCCGGCGUGCCGGUUCGAGAAGUGCCUUAACAUGGGCAUGAAGCUGGAAGCCAUCCGCGAAGACCGCACCCGCGGAGGCCGCUCCACGUACCAGUGCUCCUACACGGUGCCGUCGUCGCUGGUGCCGCCGUCGGCCGCCGCCGCCGCCGCCGGUGCCGCGCACGAGGGCCUCCACCCGCCGCACGUGAAGCUGGAGCCGGCCGAGACGAACGGCGCCGACGGCCGGCCCGCCACGCCGCCCCUGCUCAAGCAAAUCAUGGAGGUGGAGCACCUGUGGCAUCCGUCGCCGGCGGACAGCGUGCCGUCGCCGGCCUCCUCGCAGCCGUCCGGGCUGGCUGCCGCCGCCGCCGCCGCAGCCGGCGCCGGCGACUACAACAGCCUCUGCAACAUCGCUGACCACCGGCUCUACAAGAUCGUCAAGUGGUGCAAGAGCCUGCCGCUCUUCAAGAACAUCCAUAUUGACGACCAGACGGCGCUGCUCAUCAACACCUGGUGUCAGCUGCUGCUGCUCACCUGCUGCUUCCGCUCGCUGGAGACGCCUGGCCACAUCCGGAUAUCGCACGGGCGCUCGCUCGGCGUGCAGGAGGCCAACGCCAUCGGCGUGGGCCGCUGUAUAGAGCGGAUGAUCGGCCUGACCGAGCAGCUGCGCCGGCUCAAGGUCGACUACUACGAGUACAUCGCGCUCAAAGUCAUCGUGCUGCUCUCCUCCAGCGGCGACCCUUCGGUGCUGAAGGAGCCGCACAAGGUGUCGGCGUCGCGCGAGCAGGUGCUGCAGGCGCUGCAGCAGUACACGAUGUCGCACUCGCCUGAGAUGCCGAGCAAGUUCGGCGAGCUGCUGCUGCGCAUUCCCGACGUGGAGCGCGCCUGCCAGCUGGGCAAGGAGCUGAUCGCGUCGCGCAGCGCCUCCGACGGCCCCACCUUCGACAUCCUGUUCGAGUUGCUCAGGGGCGACUGACCGCAGGCUCCUGCUCGGGGCCGGCGCCGACCGCGCGCGUCCCGUCCGGGCCGGCUGCUCGCUGGUCGAGCCGCCGCCGCCACAUUCCAGUCGCGUCGCCCGCAGGCAGAGCGGCGCCAGUGCCAAACCGCCCCCCGUCCCCCCGUCCGCACGUAUCGCUUGGCUAGUGUUUGAUACCGCCGUGUCGGCGCGCCGCCGACGUCCAGCCCACCAAUCAUGUUUUACAUCGUGGCGUCGAGUGUCCGCUUUGUGAGGUGCUAUUUGUUACACGCCCGCCGUACUAGUCGCCAAGUGAUUUUGUGUUGCUCGUUGCCGUCCGCGGUGCUCUCGCCCCUACACGCCGUGCAGGGUGCGAGAGGCGCGCGCGGACCCCGGACACGUCCAGGGGCCCGGCCGGGCGCCGCGCAGGUGCCGGCCGGGCCGCCGGCGCCGGGCCGCGGCCGGCGGACCGAUCCGACCUGCCCAGUGCCAGCUCUGUCCGCCGGCUCCGGCCCCGCCCGGCUCCCGAACCCCGACCCUCUCGCACCGCGUCCCCCGUUGUUAUUUAUUGCUACGACAGCGAGACUUGUCCAAAGCAGCUAUGUGCCGGAUGGCGAGCCUUACUCAUAAGUGUUGCUGGAGCGAACCUCCGAUGAGGCUAAACAUUUUGUAUUGUUCGCUAUUUUGUUUGUACAAACUGGUGUUUGUUUUUAUGAAAGUGUGCUAAAAAGCCAAAAGCCAUUUUAUUAAUACAUUUUUAUAUUA
Messenger RNA from Pollicipes pollicipes, 3244 nucleotides. RefSeq names its product Nuclear hormone receptor FTZ-F1 beta (gene Hr39). The coding region runs from base 470 to 2500 and encodes 676 amino acids. The transcript has 12 exons. The record is from RefSeq and is a predicted model, not a curated record. NCBI's taxonomy places the organism in Eukaryota, Metazoa, Arthropoda, Thecostraca, Pollicipedomorpha, Pollicipedidae. Gene Ontology annotation, biological process: regulation of DNA-templated transcription. Gene Ontology annotation, molecular function: nuclear receptor activity; zinc ion binding; sequence-specific DNA binding.